This is a messenger RNA of Sitophilus oryzae (rice weevil), 3888 nucleotides long. Its product is annotated as serine/threonine-protein kinase VRK1-like. The record is from RefSeq and is a predicted model, not a curated record. Gene Ontology annotation, molecular function: protein serine/threonine kinase activity; ATP binding. Gene Ontology annotation, cellular component: nucleus; cytoplasm. Bases 310 to 2238 code for a protein of 642 amino acids. The transcript has 7 exons. NCBI's taxonomy places the organism in Eukaryota, Metazoa, Arthropoda, Insecta, Coleoptera, Curculionidae. Gene Ontology annotation, biological process: signal transduction; peptidyl-serine phosphorylation.
GAUGGCUGUAUAAAAUGCCUGAAAGUGUAUAGAUGUAUUUGUUUACAAAGUUUUAAAUUUAUUUCCAAUCGUAAUAAACUAGUGAGCACAAAUUCAGUUCCUUCCUUAUAAUCAUUGUCGUUAAUUAAUAAAAGUGAUAUGUAUUGUGUAUAGUGUAAAUAGUAUUGAACUAUUAUUUUAACUUCUUAAAAAGUCGUUAAAAUUUUGAAAUUUGCACUAAUUUUCGAUAUCUCUUAUUAUUUCGGCUGAAGGUCGAUGACCCUUUUAAACCUUCAGAGUUUCGGUGGUUUUCUUAAAUUUUAAACAACUAUGCCUAAAAGGGCCGCUGGACCUGUUCCUUAUGAAUUGCCUAAGAAAAAGUCAUCAGGAAAUCUCUCAAAUAAUGGAGUAUUAAAACAAGGAGAAUGCAUCGUAGAUAAUGCCGGUAAAAAGUGGAAAUUAGGUAAAACUAUUGGCAUUGGAGGCUUUGGAGAAAUAUAUGAUGUUUCUGAACAUGGCUCGAAUAAAGAAUUCAAUAACCAAAGUUUUGUGGCUAAAAUUGAAAAGCAUACUAAUGGACCUUUAUUUGUGGAAAUAAAUUGUUACUUGAGGCUAGGAAAACUUAAUAUGAUUCAAGAAUGGAAGGAAAAUAGGGACCUCAACUUCUUAGGACUUCCCUAUUUUGUAGCCUCGGGUUCACAUUAUUCGAAAGGUGAUAAAUAUCGGUUUCUUAUUAUGCCAAAGUACCACCAAGACUUGGAAGCUAUUUUUCAAGUUAAAAAGCUUUUUAAUUUGAAAACUGUUCUGGUCAUUGCUACAAGGAUAAUUGAUACGUUAGAAUACAUUCACAGUCAUGGAUAUGUUCACUCUGAUAUUAAGGCCUCCAAUAUUAUGUUAGGACAUAAUCAGGUUACCCACAAAUCUAGAAAUAGAACUCCUGUUAGGAAAUUACCUUGUCGAAAUUUAAAAGGUCUUGUAAGACCAAUAGUUAGAACUUGUGGACGUAGUUUACGUCCAAUAACAAACCAUAAUUACAUUGAUGACAUACCUUAUUUAGAAGAGGUUUUAAAAGAAUACGAGUCUGGUAGAGAUGAAAAGAAUAGAGUGCCUAAACUGUCCAAUCCCAAACACAAUAGCGAGUUUAAUGGUGAUCCUAUAUAUCUACUUGAUUAUGGUUUAGCAACAAAAUAUCUUUUAUCAAAUGGAAAGCACAGAGAAUUUUCUUCAGAUCAAAGAAGAGCUCACGCUGGGACGGUUCUAUUUUGUUCACGUGAUGCUCAUAAAGGGGUUCAGUCUCGCAGAUCAGAUUUAGAGUCUCUAGGCUAUAAUAUGAUUUAUUGGCUUACAGGUACGUUACCUUGGAUCGAUGACAUCAAUGAACCGGAAAUUGUAGAAAAGAAGAAAAACAAAUUUUUCACAGAUGUAAAAAUGUUUUUGGGAAUUUGUUUUGAAGACUGUCCAAGAUUUCUGGUAGAGCUUUUUGAAAAUCUUAAGGAUUUAAAAUUUCAGGAUACUCCAGAUUAUAACUUCUUUAGACAGUUAUUUAAGAAAACUAUAAGAGAGUAUGGAUAUAAAGAUGAUUCUAAAUUAGAUUUUGAUAAUUUGGAAGGCUGGGGAAGAAAGCAAAAGAAGACUGGAAAGUGUAAAGCAAAUAAGAAGGAGAACGUGAAAAUUUUUAAGAGACCAAGUCUUUUAUUGUAUAGUCCUCGUCUACCUUUAAGUUCUAAUAUUAUUUUUAAAAGACCCAAACUAAGGAAGAAAAUCAAGGAUAAGUUGGUAGAUAAUAGUAUGAUGAAUUGGUCAAGAAUUUUAAUGGACCCUGAGACUAUAAUUAAACAAGCUCAUCGCAAAACUGCUGAUGAAGAUCGUGGUUUUAAUAUAUGUGAUAUGGAUAUAGAUAGUCUAAAUCCCACACCUGCAAUGAGAGAUGUAUUUAAUAAGGUUUUAGACAGAGAGGAUAGGUCACCAUUUGGAAGCCGAGGUGAUGAACCCUACUGCGGGGAUGAUAUCGAAGGAUAUACGCCAGAAAUGAUGCGUGUAUAUAGAAGGAUGAAGGAGCAACAGGAGAUUGAGUUUGAAAGAGUUGUUCAACAAAGUCUGUCCACAAAGAAGCGCAAUAGGAAAAGAGUUAAACGUUCAGAAUCUCCAAUUCGAACGGCAAAUAGACAGACUAAAAAUGAUGGACCUGCACGAAACAUUCAACCACUGAAGAAGGUAAAAAGUAUACCCCUAAAACGAACAUAUAGCUUAAGGGGUUAAUUAUAGAUAUGUACGUUCUUACUGUAAUAAAUUAACUGCAAGACUGGCUUUUUAACGUUCAUAUUUUUGUAUGUUGUUAGUUUUUUUAUGCGUUAUUGAAUUGAAAAAAAGGUAAAUUUACGUUCCUGUUUGCCUAUUUAGUAUUUUUUGUAACUUUGUUUUUAGUUAAUGUGGAGUAGAUUAUUAAUGGCUGUGGUAUAAAUACACAUUUAAAUGAACCUUUCUGUUAUUCCAAUCAAAAUCGAAUAGAACUUUAAAGCUACUCCAUAUUGUUUUAAAUUUUGUAUUUGUAAAUUUCUUUUGUUUUCUUUAUAAUGAGGUGGCAAUUAUUGUUAUAAUUUGGUAAAUUAAAUUUGUUUUGUUCUGUAACUUUAUUGAUUUCAAAAGUAUUAAGUAGUUAAUUAAUUUUUGACAAUGCCGAAUCGAAUAUUAGUUUAUAAAUUUUGACACAGUUAUUAUAGAUAAUGUAGUUGUAAAUUAAUCAAUGUAAUUUGAUUACCUAGAAAGAAAUCUUAUAAAUAGUUACAACUCGAUUACUUUAUUAACAUUUGUAUUUAUUUUGAAAUUGUUCUGUUACGUAUACUUAAGAGAAGAUUGAUUUUUGGGUUACCAAAAAAUUUAAAUUUGGUAUACCUGGACUGAUGUGUACAGGACAAAUAUGACAUAUUUACAGGAUGGGUGAGCUAUUCGGUAGAUUAAUAGUUGAAUAGACGUCGACACUGCAAAUACAAAAAGCUAUAAUUAGCCAAAUUAAUGAAUAAAUAUUCUUAAAUUAGAAAAAAUACAAUACUUGGUAAGGAACAUUACGUGAAAACUAGGGAAAUUUCAAAAGUGUAGUGAUUUAUUUCAAUUUGCUCUACAUCAAAAUGACAGUUAUAGAUACUAAUGUUUAUAGUAUACCCAACGUCAGAAUACAUGGAGGAUCUGCCUUUUUAAUUCAUAGGCAAAUUAUAUUUUCUGUCAUUUUUUGGAAAUCUUCCCUGACUAGUUGGAAAGACUAAAGGUGGUUAAAUUAGGUGUAACAGAUAUGUGUGUAUUACAUUGUCCUGUAUGUAGAGGGGUUUAAUGAAGACCAUAGUCCUGUACAAAAAUGUUAAUUGAAAUUUGAUUUGUUCUUUAAUUUUAAAUUUUUAAUAUGACAAGUAGACCUUUAGAAAUUGUGUGUUUUCUGAAUUAUGCAGGGUGGGUCCGACUUGGAAACUUCAGCAGCAUGUUUUGCAGAUAAAAAUAAUUAAAAAAGUUUAUAUAAAUUUAAGUCCUAAAAUGCUUAGUUUAGGAAAUACAGGGUGUGGAGGUUUCAUUUUUAUUUCGAUUUUUUCCAAAUAAUUUCUUAACUAAGGUCAAUAUUUGUAUGAAAAUUGGUGUCUUGAUGUUUUUUGACAUGAGAAAUUUGAUUUCGAUAUCAACUGUUAGUGGCGCCCCUUAUAGGUAGUAGUCCUAUUGACAUAUAAAUCAAAUUUUCAUAACAAAAACCGCCCAGAGACUAAUUUUCAUCCAAAUAUCGACCUUAGUUCUAGUUAAAAUAAAACCUCUACAUCAUGUAUUUCCGAAACGAAAUAUUUUAGGACAUACAUUUAUACGAACUUUCUUACUUAUUUUUUUCAGCAGCAUAUCUGCAGAAGUUUCUCGAAUACAUUCGGACCACCCUGU